This is a messenger RNA of Humulus lupulus (European hop), 5887 nucleotides long. RefSeq lists its product as uncharacterized. NCBI's taxonomy places the organism in Eukaryota, Viridiplantae, Streptophyta, Magnoliopsida, Rosales, Cannabaceae. The record is from RefSeq and is a predicted model, not a curated record. Bases 2125 to 3777 code for a protein of 550 amino acids. The transcript is spliced from 6 exons.
AUUCAACUAGAUCCUAUCAUUUUUUUACUUUUAGAAAUCAUAAAUUUAAAUUUAGAUUCACUGCGAACGGCUCUUACGAUCGUGCCCUUUCCUUUUUUAACUGUCGCAGAAUCCCACACCAUAGUUAUUGUCCUGUCUGAAGUCAAGCUAGUGACUCAGUGCCAUCGAAAAACUCCCAACCACCGCCGCUCCUCCAUCCCUCGGAGCUCCCUCUCAAACCCUCAUUAUGGCGAACCCCAACGAAGACAAACAGGUUCUAUCAUUCUCAACCCUGACAAGGACCACGAAGACCAUGGCCCAUCCUCCAAUGGCGACGAUACCGAAGCUGAUGAAUACGCGCCGUCGAAUCUAGGGAAGACGACGACGAUGAGGACGAAGAUGAAGAAGAAGAGCCGCCAAAGAAGCUCCAAUCCCAGGCGGACCGGUUGCGUUCAGAGAAGUCCAAGCUCGAAAGCCUGAUGCGCCGAAUGUCCACUGGAAAGGUUCCGCUGAGGGUUCAUGAUGUUAUCAUCAAAGGUAAUUCGAAGACUAAGGACUAUUUGAUCGAGGCUGAAGUGGAAAAUAUCAAGAACGCCGCCACUAUGCAAGAGCUGCUCGAGGCUGCUGGAAUUGCCAAUGCUAAGCUUCAAGCGCUUGAGAUCUUUGACUCGGUUCGGGUCACGCUCGAUUCCGAUCGGCUUGAAUUGCCUGGGACCGCUAAUGUGGUCGUUGAGGUCGUCGAGACCAAGAACCCUCUCUACGGCGAAUGCGGUGCCUACACUAAACCUGCGGCUAGAUCUUGAAGGCUGGAAGGUUCGCUUAAGUAUAAAAAUUGGCUUGGAUAUGGGGAUCUGUGGGAUGGUUCUUUGGUGUAUGGACCCAACCAAACUUCUGAGACUGGUGCUGGAGUGUUUUUGCCCAGAUUCAAAUGCUUCAUAACUCCUGUGGUAGCAUGGGCAGAAAGAGCGACAAUUGGGUCUAUCUCUCAAUUUAUUUUUCGACCUAGCACCAGACUUGGCAUAUAAUCUUGGAUGACGUACCUUGACAGAUCCAACACAGAUGGCCUCUAGGACAAUAAGAAGGCAGCUUGGACAGGGUUUACUUUCAUCUCUUAAAUAUAUGGUCAAGAUUAACGGAAGGAAUUCAGGUGUGAGACCAACUCGAGGUUAUAUUUGAGCAGUCAAAUUGGUGGGAUAUCUCCUGAUCCUCGGUGCUUACGGUUUCUACGCCAGGGAUUUGAUCUUCGUUAUGCUUUGCCUUUUAGAUUCUAUAACUUUGCACUUAAUUUGAGAAUCUCUGGCGGUGUUAUUUUCCCACAGGGGAGUGGAUUCUUGGACAAGCUCUCAUCCCUUCCUUUAAGGUUCUUUUUGGGUGGUGAUUUCUCUCCAGUUUGCACUGUGGCAGGGCCAACAACAGUGUGGGGAUUUAAGACAAGUGGAAUAGGGCCUACAGAGCCAAGAAGGCAAAAUGGUGAUAAACUUGAUGGAGAGAGUUCCGAUUCUUUCCAAAGAGAUGUUGGCGGAGACCUUGCUGUUACUGCAUUUGCAGAUCUAUCCUUUGAUCUUCCUCGGCGCUGGUUAAGAGAACAUGGAAUGCAUGGACAUAUUUUUGCAGUUCUGGGAACCUGGCGAAAUUGACAGAGAAUGAGUUCCGGAACUUCUCUCUUCCAAAGUUCUUUCAAUCAUUUCGAAGUUCAGUUGGAGCCGGGAUUGUUGUGCCCACAAAAUUCUUCCCCCUAGAGUGCAACUACUACUAUAUAUUAAAGCAGUACGAGGAUGAUAGCGGGAAGUCUGGCUUUCGAUUUAGCAUCUCAGCUCCAUCAUAGACUCUGGAACUCUUAUACUUGAUUCAGCAACCAUGAGGUGGCAAACAAAAUCUUUAAAUUUCAGAGAGGCCCAGACAGUAGGCCCAAUACAACUCAACUUGGAGGGAGCCCAGGAACAAAGGAAAAGGCUAGAGCAAGAGCUAGCCCAGCUGGAAGAAAAUGGAACGGCUUGGCAAGAGGUGCUUGAAGAAAGUAGCAAGCUGAACAGGGGAGAAGGAGCUGCACUCGACCGAGUAGAGGCAGGGACGGCUCGGAGCAGGCGUGGACGAGUGAGACCCGGUUGGCUGAAGGACUACGUGCUGAAGCUGGGUCACUGAGAGAUGAAGAACGAAGACAUUGUGCAACUGUUCCAAAAUCUGAGCAAAGAAUUGGACCAGAAGCUGGAGCAACGAGCCACACUGCAGAUGGAGGAACUCCACGCGAUACUCGACGAGCGCCUGUCGCACGUUUCGCCUCCAUUGUCGCUAGGCCACGGCGGUGAGAACAGCACAACUCCAUUGCCGACUCGAUCAGUGGGUAGACGUUCAGAUGCCGAAACCGAUUGCCGUGAGGUGAAUUCAAUCCUCAAGUCGUUAAGGGUUAAGGUACCGAGAUUCGAUGGCAGUGAGGUGGAUGACUGGAUUUAUAAGAUCAAUAAUUUUUUUGAUCUUCAUAGGGUCGAUACUACAUUGAGGCUCUCGGUGGUAGCUUUUCAUUUAGAUGGAACACCAUCAACUUGGUUCCAGUGGAUGGAGAAGGGAGGCGGUUUUGCAGAUUGGGAUUCAUUCAUUCAAGCUUUACGGAUGCGAUUUGGAGUUUUAGUUUAUGAUGAUCCAUUGGGGCGUAUAGCUAAGCUCACACAGACAGGGCGGGUAUCUCAAUUCAGAGCUGAAUUUGAGGCGCUUAUGACGAAGAUUACUGGGGUUUCGGAGCAGAUGUAUUUGAACUUCUUUGUGUGGGGUUUGAAGCUUGAGAUUCGCCGUGAAUUACUAAUCUCUCGGCCUUGUGAUUUAGCGGAUGCCAUGGCCAAAGCGCAACUAUUUGAAGAUCGGAAUGAUGAUAUGGUGAAUCGUUCACGGACGAGCAAUACUCCUUCGGGGUGGCUGCCUAAACAGGGGCAGAAUUUGGGGUCACCGAGCAGUGGACCAGGUUUCACCGUUCCUACUGGAACCCACUCCAAUACCCAAUCAUUGUCGGGAGCUAAGCAAGCCGCAGUGCCUCUGCCCAUUAAACGAUUGACUCCGUCUGAGAUGCGGGAUAAACGAGAGCGUGGCCUCUGUUUCACUUGCGAUGAGAAAUACAGUUUCGGUCACAAAUGUAAGAAUCGGGUUUUGGUUUUAUGUGGUACGGAUGAAGAUAACGAUACACUACUCUCACCGGAGGAGGAAGAGACGACUGAUGGGGACGACAAUAACGUCGAUGAGGUUAGCUUGAAUGCCUUAUCAAACUCAGCUAAUCCUCGGAUUUUUCGGAUACAGGCCAAACAGGGGGAAGAAAAGCUUGAAGUGCUGAUUGAUAUCGGCAGCAAUAACAAUUUCAUUCAGGAAUCAUUGGCUACUCAGUUGCGUUUUCCAUGGGAGGAAACGAAAUGGUUUAAAGUAUAUAUGGGUAACGGAAAUUUUCUGAUAUGUUCGAAGCUGUGUUGGGGUGUUGAGCUGGUUUUGCAGGGGCAUCUGUUUGUUGUUGAUUUAUACAUCCUGCCGAUCUACGGUCUCGAUGUUGUACUGGGUAUGCAAUGGUUACAGACUCUGGGCCUUUGUAUACAUGACCAUAAAGCCUUAACGAUGGAGUUUUCUUGGCAAGGUAGUGUAGUGAAGCUGGCCGGAUCACAGGACGUGUCUCCGCACCAAUUAUCCUAUUCUCAGUUCACCACCCUCUUGCGUGAUGGAGAGGUCCGGGGGCUGUAUACACUGAUGACUGUAAUGGAGGACACAAACCCGAGGGCACCUGAGUUGACUGACUGUAAUGGAGGACACAAACCCGAGGGCACCUGAGUUGACAGAGCUAGAAGCUACAUUUCCAUCACUGGGUAAGGGACUUCUCUCUGAAUUUUCUGAUGUGUUUGAUGAACCCAAACAGCUACCGCCCUAUAGAACAGUGGACCACAAGAUUCGCUUACAGCCAGGAUCAUUGCCAGUGAACGUACGGCCUUAUAGGUACCCUUAUUUUCAGAAAGAUGUGAUGGAGCAGUUGUUUAAUGAAAUGCGGACAGCGGGCAUUAUUCAAGCUAGCACCAGCCCCUAUUCCUCACCCGUGCUUCUAGUAAAGAAAAAGGAUGGGUCAUGGCGUUUCUGUGUGGAUUAUAGAGCACUCAAUAGCAUCACCAUCAAUGAUAGAUUUCCUAUUCCGACCAUUGACGAACUCCUUGAUGAGUUGGGGAAGGCGGUGAUUUUUUCUAAAUUGGAUCUUAGAGCAGGCUAUCAUCAAAUCCGUAUGGACCCUAGAGAUAUACACAAGACGGCAUUUCGCACCCACGACGGCCAUUAUGAAUUUGUGGUUAUGCCUUUCGGUCUUACGAACGCCCCGUCGACGUUUCAGGCAGCCAUGAACCAUGUCUUUCGGCCAUUUUUACGAGAUUGUGUUAUUGUUUUUUUUGAUGACAUUCUGGUCUACAGCGAGACAGAGGAGGCUCACGUUGCACACCUUCAGCACGUGUUACACUCGCUGCGUCACCAUCAGUUUUUUGCCAAGGCUAGCAAAUGUCAGUUCUUCCAGAAAAAAAUAGAGUAUUUGGGGCAUUUGGUUUCUGCACGGGGGUACAAACCGAUCCAUCAAAGAUUACAGCCAUGGUUAAAUGGCCACAGCCAACUACUUUGAAACAACUUCGUGGAUUUCUGGGUAUUACAGGCUAUUACCGCCGGUUUGAGCCCCAUUACGCGACUGUGGCGGCACCAUUGACUGACAUGUUGAAGCGGGACAAGUUCCAUUGGACCCCGGCAGCGACCACGGCCUUUGCCCUCUUAAAACAAGCCAUGACUGAGACCCUUGUUUUGCGACUGCCAGAUUUUACUAAGGAGUUUGUGCUUGAAACCGAUGCUUCUAAUGUGGGCAUUGGGGGUGUAUUAAUGCAAGACGGACACCCUUUGGCUUAUUUCAGCAAGAAACUUGGACCUCGCUUUAUGGGAGCUUCCGCCUACAGCCGAGAGAUGAGAGCCAUCGUGGAAGCGGUGUCUAAAUGGCGCCAAUAUCUCUUGGGUAGACAUUUUACAAUCCGCACCGAUCACAAGAGUUUGAGAGAACUACUCACGCAGGUUAUUCAAACUCCCGAGCAGCAACAUUUCAUUCGGAAACUAGUGGGAUUUCAAUUUUCCAUUGAGUACAAGGCUGGUAGAACGAAUUCAGCAGCGGAUGCACUCUCUUGCCAACACGAGGCUGCCUUAGGGUCGUGCCACUUAGCCUUGAGCAGUUGCCGCUUUGAUUUUUUGGACGAGCUCCGCCAAGAAAACAUAACUUGCUCGGAUAUCCGUCUACUUCAUGACUAGCUUCAACAGGGCCAAUUAGAUGCAACACAAUAUUCGCUCCGAGAUGGCCUGCUUUAUUUUCGCAACAAGCUUUUCGUCAGUCAACACUCCUCACUCAAGCAGUCACUACUCGCUGAAUUUCACACAACACCCUUUGGGGGUCAUGCAGGGGCGGACAGGACAUUUCUACGGUUAGGCGCAAGUUUUUUUUUGGCUUGGUAUGCGCAAAGAUGUGCGCCAAUUCGUCUCAGCCUAUUUGGUGUGCCAAACCAUCAAGUAUUCUCCAACAGCUCCUUACGGUUUGCUCCAACCUCUUGAAAUACCGGAACGCGUUUGGGAGGAUUUGGCCAUGGACUUUAUUGUGGGGCUGCCAAAUUCCUUUGGUGUCACGAAUAUAUUGGUAGUGAACGAUCGAUUCACAAAAUACGCUCAUUUUGGCGCUCUACCGACCCAUUAUUCAGCAACUAAGGUGGCUGAUCUUUUUUCCCAUAUGGCGAUUCGUCUCCAUGGUAUGCCCCGCACUAUUGUCUCCGAUAGAGACCCUGUCUUCACAAGUGCUUUUUGGCGGAAGUUGUUUGAAUUGAUGGGCACCACCUUAAAAAUGAGUUCAGCAUACCACCCUCAAACGGAUGGCCAAACGGAA